Molecule: messenger RNA, 6039 nt
Organism: Pseudovirgaria hyperparasitica
Lineage: Eukaryota; Fungi; Ascomycota; Dothideomycetes; Acrospermales; Acrospermaceae
Product: carbamoyl-phosphate synth
Exons: 3
Coding region: 248-5824 (1858 amino acids)
Biological process (GO): L-citrulline biosynthetic process; L-glutamine metabolic process; 'de novo' pyrimidine nucleobase biosynthetic process
Cellular component (GO): cytosol; cytoplasm
Molecular function (GO): carbamoyl-phosphate synthase (glutamine-hydrolyzing) activity; amino acid binding; metal ion binding
Source: RefSeq, a predicted model, not a curated record
UCUCGCUGCCUCUAGGCACAGGUUUUUUUUUUCGAGCCAAAAACUUUUGCUUCCUUACAUGCACCAUCUAUCAGGUCAACGUCUUGUAUAUCUAUAUUCACUACUGGGUGUUCGCUCCUCUCCAGGAGUAAACCGCCGUCGUUGGAAUUACAAUAUCUAGUUUACAACAGAAACCUACUAGAUACUGCUGAAGACCUUCGUAACCCACCUGCCGCUCGUUCAUUGCUCGUCGUUUCAAUCGAGGACCAUGCCUCCGUCAAGUGCCAAUGAGCUGUCCAUGGCACUCGAGCUCGAGGACGGCUAUGUCUGCAAGGGCCAUAGCUUUGGUGCUCCCAAGAGCAUAGCUGGAGAGCUAGUCUUUCAGACUGGUAUGGUCGGUUACCCUGAAUCUAUUACAGAUCCUUCCUAUAGAGGUCAAAUCUUGGUCGUUACCUUCCCACUGGUCGGCAACUACGGUGUGCCAUCUCGAGAGGAACAAGACGAACUGCUCGAGGGCAUCCCCGCACAUUUCGAGUCCUCCCAAAUCCAUAUCGCGGGUCUGGUGAUCGCUGCAUAUGCAGGCGAGGAGUUCUCACAUCACCUUGCUACUUCGUCCCUAGGCCAAUGGCUGCAAGAGCAAGGCGUGCCGGCCAUUUAUGGCGUCGACACUCGUGCACUUACGAAAAGAAUACGCGAGCACGGAAGCAUGCUUGGCAAGAUACUCAAGCAAAAGAAUACAGUCGCCGGGGCAAUCUCUGGCCUGUUGAGCAGCAUCUCAAACGGUGUACGGACAGACGUGCCCCAGAAGAGUCUAGUGGCUGGCACAGAGACUCCUCAAAUUCGGGAUUGGAAGUUGGACUAUGAGGAUUUGGCUUGGGUCAAUCCCAACGAGAAGAAUCUCGUUGCUGAAGUGUCGACCAAAGAGCCCAAAAUAUAUCCCCCAAGCAAAAGUACUGCCCUUCGCCACCCCUCUGGUCGUCCUGUACGUGUCAUAUGCGUCGAUGUCGGCCUCAAAUAUAAUCAAUUGAGAUGUUUGGUAAAAAGAGGGGUGGAAGUGGAGGUAGUUCCUUGGGACUACGACUUUCCAAAGCUCGCAGGAAAGAGCUACGACGGCCUAUUCAUAUCGAACGGUCCUGGUGACCCAGCUAUGAUGCAGUCCACAGUGAAACAUAUCGCUACUGCCAUGGACGAGGCGAGAACUCCCAUCUUUGGUAUCUGUCUUGGUCAUCAGCUGCUGGCUCGUGCAGCAGGGGCUAGCACUUUAAAGAUGAAAUUCGGCAACCGUGGACACAACAUCCCAUGCACAAACCAAAUCUCUGGAAGAUGUUACAUUACAUCGCAGAAUCACGGCUUUGCUGUCGAUUCUGCAACUCUACCAGCACAAUGGGAAGAGUUGUUCAGGAACGCGAAUGAUCAAUCCAAUGAAGGGAUCCGACAUGUAUCGCGACCAUACUUUAGUGUCCAGUUCCAUCCUGAGCACGCACCAGGACCACAAGACACUGAGUUCCUCUUUGACGUGUUCAUUAACAGCAUUCAGAAGGUACUUCAGGACUCCAAAGCUCUCGCAGAACCAGUAGUUUUCCCAGGGGGCCAAGUCAGAGACGUUGAGCAAAAGUUUCCCCGAUUGCAUCCCAAGAAAGUGCUGGUCUUGGGCAGUGGUGGUCUGAGUAUUGGCCAGGCUGGUGAGUUCGAUUACUCAGGCAGUCAAGCCAUCAAGGCUCUGAAGGAGGAGGGUAUCUAUACCAUCUUGAUCAACCCAAACAUUGCAACCAUUCAGACCUCCAAGGGCUUGGCGGACCAAGUCUACUUCCUUCCGGUAACGCCGGAAUUUGUACGGAAAGUCAUCAAGCAAGAGCGUCCAGACGCUAUAUAUUGCACAUUCGGCGGCCAAACAGCGUUACAGGUCGGUAUCCAGCUCAAAGACGAGUUCGAGGAGCUUGGCGUUCAGGUCCUUGGAACUCCAAUUGACACCAUCAUCACAACUGAAGAUCGAGAGUUAUUUGCUCGUAGCAUGGAAUCUAUAGGGGAGAAGUGUGCCAAGUCCGCAUCUGCUAAUUCCGUUGAUGAAGCGAUGCGUGCUGUCAAGGGCAUCGGGUUUCCUGUCAUUGUCCGCGCUGCAUAUGCUCUCGGUGGACUCGGAAGUGGCUUUGCUGAUAACGAGGAGCAGUUGUUGGACCUCUGCAACAAAGCAUUCGCUGCCAGUCCACAAGUCCUGAUCGAACGCAGCAUGAAAGGCUGGAAGGAGAUUGAGUAUGAAGUUGUUCGCGAUGCCCGCGACAACUGCAUCACUGUCUGUAACAUGGAAAACUUCGAUCCUCUUGGAAUCCACACUGGUGACUCCAUUGUUGUAGCGCCAUCGCAGACGCUGUCUGACGAAGAUUACAACAUGCUGCGAACCACUGCUGUCAACGUCAUUCGUCAUCUUGGCGUCGUCGGUGAAUGCAACAUUCAGUACGCCUUGAAUCCAUUCUCAAAAGAAUAUUGCAUUAUUGAGGUCAACGCUCGAUUGUCGCGCUCUUCCGCGCUUGCCUCGAAGGCCACUGGGUAUCCAUUGGCGUUCGUAGCAGCCAAGCUAGGCUUGAACAUCCCACUCAACGAGAUCACGAACUCUGUCACUAAGUCUACUUGCGCUUGCUUUGAGCCGUCGCUUGACUAUGUGGUCGUGAAGAUCCCUCGAUGGGACUUGAAGAAAUUCCUGCGGGUUUCUACUCUCCUUGGAUCCUCAAUGAAGAGUGUUGGUGAGGUGAUGAGCAUCGGUCGUACCUUUGAAGAGGCUAUCCAAAAGGCCAUUCGUGCCAUUGACCCCAGCAACAUGGGCUUCAACGAUACGGAAGCACUCAUGAGCAUCGACACAGAGCUUCAGACCCCCUCUGACCAGAGACUGUUUGCGCUUGCAAACGCGAUGCACAAUGGAUACUCCGUCGACAAGAUUUGGGAAAUGACCAAAAUUGACAAAUGGUUUCUCAGUCGGCUGAAAGGUCUGAGUGACUUCGGGAAGAUCAUGACUAAAUAUACGAGAAGCAACAUCACUCCCGACCUGUUCCGCCAAGCAAAGCAACUCGGCUUCUCGGACAGGCAACUCGCCAAAUUUUGGAGUUCCAACGAGCUAGCAGUCCGCAGGUCUCGCGUUGAUGCGGGCAUCAUGCCUGUUGUCAAGCAGAUCGAUACUGUUGCUGCUGAGUUCCCCGCUCACACCAAUUAUCUGUACUUGACAUAUAAUGGUGUGGAGAAUGACAUCGACUUCAAUGACCACGGAGUGAUGGUACUGGGUUCAGGCGUUUACCGCAUCGGGUCUUCAGUCGAAUUCGAUUGGUGCUCCGUACGAGCUAUCCGAACGCUCAGGGAACAAGGCUUUAAAACUACCAUGGUCAACUAUAAUCCGGAAACAGUAUCAACUGACUAUGAUGAAGCUGAUCGACUGUACUUCGAGAACAUCACACUUGAAUGCGUUCUUGACAUCUACACACUAGAGAACUCCAGUGGGGUCAUUCUUUCCAUGGGAGGUCAAACACCCAAUAAUAUUGCACUGCCGCUUCAUCGAAUGAACGUCAAGAUUCUUGGCACAUCUCCCGAAAUGAUUGACACGGCAGAAAACCGCUACAAGUUCUCGCGCAUGCUGGACAGAAUCUCGGUGGACCAGCCGGCGUGGAAGGAGUUGACCAGUCUUGAGGAAGCAAGACAAUUCUGCAAUAAAGUAUCAUACCCUGUCCUGGUCAGGCCCUCAUAUGUCUUGUCCGGUGCUGCCAUGAACACCGUCUAUUCUGAGCACGAUCUGGCCAACUACCUCAACCAGGCAGCAGAUGUCUCACCCGAGCACCCAGUGGUCAUAACGAAGUACAUUGAGAACGCCAAGGAGAUUGAAAUGGAUGCUGUUGCUCGUAAUGGCAAGAUGAUUGGCCAUUUUAUCUCUGAGCAUGUUGAGAAUGCUGGUGUACAUUCUGGAGACGCGACACUAAUACUGCCACCUCAAGACUUGGACCCUGAGACUGUUCGCCGCAUUGAGGAUGCAACACGAAAAAUCGGGAAUGCAUUGAAUGUUACUGGACCGUACAACAUCCAAUUCAUUGCAAAGGACAAUGACAUCAAAGUAAUCGAGUGCAACGUGCGAGCAUCUCGAUCGUUUCCUUUUGUGUCCAAGACCAUGGGUGUCGAUCUUAUCGAGAUGGCGACGAAAGCGAUGGCUGGUCUGGAGCUUGUGGAAUAUCCCCAUGUUACCCUUCCUGCGGACUACGUUGGCGUGAAAGUGCCUCAGUUCUCGUUUUCACGGCUGUCCGGUGCUGAUCCUGUACUUGGUGUUGAAAUGGCUUCCACAGGAGAGGUUGCGUGCUUUGGUCGGACCAAAUACGAGGCCUAUUUGAAAGCUCUCAUUUCCACGGGAUUCCGUCUGCCCAAGAAGAACAUUCUCUUGUCGAUCGGCUCCUUCAAAGACAAGCUCGAGAUGUUGCCGUCUAUCCAGAAUCUGCACAAGAUGGGCUACAAUCUGUUUGCAACUGCAGGUACAGCGGACUACAUUGCCGAGCAUGGCAUUCCUGUCAAAUUCUUGGAAGUUCUUGGUGGAUCUGGUGUCAGUGACAAGGAUCAAAAGCCAGAGUACUCCUUGAUGCAGCAUUUGUCCAACAAUCUCAUCGAUCUCUACAUCAAUCUUCCAUCGAGCAACCGGUUCCGUCGACCAGCGAACUAUGUCAGCCGUGGUUACCAAACUCGUCGUAUGGCUGUUGACUACCAAACUCCAUUAGUCACCAACGUCAAGAACGCAAAACUUCUCAUCGAGGCUCUAGCGCGCCAUUACGACCUCGAGAUCAGCAAGGUCGACUACCAGACAUUCGCCGAUGGCAAGAUGGGGUCGGACGCACAUGGAGCUUUGCAGCUGCAACGGCCUAACGCUUCACAAUCUCUUGGACAGCUACUCGCGCGAUCUCCUUUCAAGGGCAAGAAUGUUACUAGCGUCAAGCAGUUCAGCCGAACUGAUCUCCAUCUUCUGUUCACUGUUGCUCAAGAGAUGCGGCUAGGUGUUCAGAGGCAAGGGUGCCUCGAUAUCCUUAAAGGGCGUGUACUUUGCACAAUGUUCUACGAGCCGUCCACGAGGACUUCAGCAUCGUUUGAUACUGCAAUGAAGCGUCUCGGAGGUCAGGUCGUGACUAUCACUGAGCAGCAUUCAAGCACUAAGAAGGGCGAGACAUUGGCUGACACCAUCCGUACUCUGGCGUGCUACGCAGACGGCAUCGUUCUUCGUCAUCCUUCUGAAGAUUCGGCCGAUAUUGCAUCCAAGUUCUCCGACGUACCCAUAAUCAAUGCUGGUAAUGGAUCCAAGGAGCAUCCAACCCAGGCUCUCCUGGACAUAUUCACUAUCAGAGAAGAGCUUGGAACAGUCAAUGGCCUCAACAUCACCUUUGUCGGUGACCUGAAGUACGGACGCACAGUUCACUCGCUUUGUGAGCUGUUGAAACUUUACGAGGUGAACAUCACACUGGUGUCUCCUAAGUCGCUAGCAAUGCCCAAGAAGGUGUGCGAUGCGCUUCGUUCCCGGGGUCAACUGAAGGAAGAGCUUUUCGAGCUCACGCCCGAAGUAGUCAGUCGCACGGAUGUACUUUACUGUACUCGUGUCCAGAAGGAGAGAUUCGACGAUCUUGCGCUGUACGAGAAGAUCAAGGACAGUUUCGUGGUCAACAACGAGGUGAUGAAGCAUGCCAAGGGCGAAGGGCAUAUGAUCGUGAUGCACCCCUUGCCUAGGAACAAUGAGAUUGCCGAAGAGGUAGACUUUGACCAGAGGGCUGCAUAUUUCCGACAGAUGCGCUACGGGCUGUACACCCGCAUGGCGUUAUUAGCGAUGGUCAUGGCUCCUUGAAAUCUAAUAAAUAGUGGAGAAAAUCUGAAUGGCAAUGUAAUCCGCAAGGACGUAGAAAAGUGCAAUUGGCGUUUGGCAUCGUAGUUGAAUUUAUCUGGCUCACGGCAUUUAUACUGCGCGAAUGGCGUUUCAUAGAUACCACAGGGGCUCUGCGAAGAGCAUUGCAUUGUUUACAUGUACGAGUGUUAUGAUGAUAAUACCAAGAAUAAAGCAUG